AUGACUUCACCGCACGCCUCCACGACCGAGGUCGUCCCCGCGAUAGCGACGACUGCGAUCGACGAUAACCCGCCUAAUCAGCGCGAACUCACCGCCGCGGAUGAUACCGAACAUGGGAGUGGCAAGAUGGAACGAGAGACGCUCUCCGAGACGUUGCCGCCCGAGGAGAACAAGGAAAUACAAGGUGUUGCAGGAGAUGCAGAGCAGGGGAAGACAUUUGAGCAAACACCGAAUAGAACAGAAGAUGUAACCAUGCUCGAUGGCGCGGACGGCAUUCAAGACGCUCAGGCCGGAUUGCCGCCGGUUACCAUGUCUGAGCUGGCUGGAAUGGAUAUGACUGCCUUCAACAACCCUUUAUUGAACGAACAACCACUGGGGAUCUAUGAUUCUAUGGAUGGUCUACAAUUCCCCCGUGAUCCAGCUGAGGGCUUGCUAGCGCUUCAGAUGGCCAUGAAUUCAGCAGUCGACAAUCCACCAGGCCUAGAUCCUUCUCCAUAUAUUCAUGAACUUGACGAGCCGCGUAUCUCAGCAUACGCGAAGCUUGAGUUUGAAGAUGGCGAGUUCUACAUGAACACCCAUCAGGUCAUACUGGGGCGUGAUCUAGCUGCCGCGCGGGCAGCGAUGCGCCGAGAUCAAGAAGAGAAACGCAUGGAACAGGCCGCAGGUAAUGAGCCUCAUACGCCCGUGCAGAUCAAACGAGAUGAAAGCAGGUACACCAGAUCUGUGAUCAGCGAGAGUGGCGGUAUCUUAAGAGAAGGCGACGAUUCAGACCCCGAGACUCGGAUGAGGAGGCGCAAAAGUCGCAAGGCCAGCAAGAAAUCUAAGUCCACAGGCUCUUCAUCACAAAAUCAUUCGAGGAGGAAUUCUGUGGUCAAGCCAAAUGGUUUUGUCGAGUACCAGGCUCAGUCCCAGGUUAGAAGAUCGGCUCCAGAAACAGACGGGGCAGUACCUGUCGAUCCGGCAUCACUUCGCCCUUCUCCGCAUGAUUGUCCUUUGGUUGGAAUACAUCCUCCGGCCGCUAUAGCUGCAAGUGGGUACAAGGCCAUCUCGCGAAAACAUGUCAAGAUAGCGUACAAUCCAAACAAGCUUCUUUUCGAGGCCCAUAUCAUUGGACGAAAUGGAGCAUUUGUGGACGAUGAAUUCUGUUUUCAUAACGAUGUCAUUCCACUAAAGAGUGGAAGCCGGUUACAGAUCGGAGGUGUCGUCGUACGAUUCGUGCUCCCUGAUGUAGCAAUUGGUGAGACGGGUGCAGAGCAAAAGGCCGAGCAUGAUGAGAAUACAUACCCGGAACGUUAUUCGGAAGGAGGCAAGGAAAUGAGCUUUGACUUUGAGGAUGCACCUCGAGAUGGAGUUGCCUUAGCUGACACCAGCGAUGACUCUGGAGACGAGGAAGGUAAUAGAAACGAGGAGCAGGGAGAAGAUCCUGGUGAAGAUGAUGAGGAGGAAGAGGAUAGGGAAGAUGAAGUGCCUGAGAACAGUGAUGUAUCCGGGAUGGAAGAGGUUGUAAGCGAUCAGCGAGAAAGAGAAACAAGCGGAAACACAGCAAACUUGCCCGACCCUAUCCCCAGACCUGAGAAGAAACGUGGGCCAGGCCGGCCUCCAAAGAACGGUAUCAUGUCCAAACGCGAGCAGCAACUGGCCAAGAAGGAAGCACUAGCACUGGCGCAGGCUCAGGCACAGGACCAGGGACAGCAAAAGGCCCAGAAGUCUGUACCACAACCUCCUGGGACGGCUCCCACAAAGAACAAAGUUGGCCGACCACGAAAGCACCCACGACCGGAUACGCCUCCAAUCCAAAAGGAAAAGAGAAAGUAUACAAAGAGGAAACCAAAGGAGCCCAAGGAUCCAAAUGUCAAGCAAGAAGGUUCCGGGGAAGAUCAGCCUGCUAAAGAGAAAAAGGAAAGGAAAGAGAGGCCACCAAAGCCACCUCGUUCACCAUCACCGACCUUCAAUGAAGCAGAUCUCACUCCAGAGCAGCUCGCCAAGCCUCAGGCCAAUUAUGUUCAACUCAUUUUCGACGCUCUCUCAAAUUCUCCGACUGGCCAGAUGUCCCUACCUCAGAUAUAUCGGGCCAUCAUGCGUAAAUACCCGUUCUUUGUCCUCAAAACUACCACGAAUGGAUGGCAAAGUAGUGUCCGUCAUAACUUGUCACAGCACCAUGCAUUCAGGAAGGUUGAACGGGACGGUAAAGGCUGGAUGUGGGCUAUAGUUGACGGUAUCUCGAUUGAGAAAGAAAAGAAAAAGAAAGCUUCACCACCUCCCCAGCUACCUCCCGGGCAUAUGCACCACCAACAGAUACUCCAGGCAGGCCAUCCUCCGCAUAUGAUGCAAGGCCAUCCGUAUGGUCCUGGCAUGAUGGGACCACCUCCCGGGUACCCGAUGAACCAUAUGAUGCAUCCAAAUAUGCAUAUGGGACAACCCCCUCAGUACAUGGGCCCGCCACACCAGAUGAAUGGGCAGCCGCCUCCGCCUGCCUCCCAUCCACCUGUUAACGGACACCCACCUCCAGUUUACCCUGCAUCCGUCCCUCCUCAAUUAGCUGCACCCAAUACCGGUACAUAUAGCUCUCCAUACGCGCCAAAACCUAACCCGGCGACAACAACCCAGUCACAGUCUAAUGAGCAGAGGCCGUCAACUGAGCCCCGAGCUCCGACCCAGAUUGCCACUCCUGUUGUAACACCUCAUCAGCAGCAAAGCCAGCAGCAUCCGGUGCCACCACAACCACCGCAACAAACACUACCACCACAACAACUACAACAACCACAACCAGUACAGCCACAACCACCACCACCACAACAAUCCCAACAAUCCCAACAAUCACAGCAGCCACAACAACCACAACAACCGCAACAAUCUCAACAAGCUCGAUCGAACCCUCCGCCUAAGCCGGCCCACCCCAAUGAGAAGGUCCUUAGAUUCUUAGAGACUUUCAAGACAACCGUCAUUAAGUCAUUGAAAGAGAAGACGAACAAUGCGGAGGCAAUUGUAAACUCGGCAGUCAAUCGAACACUGGGUAUCACGGAUCAAAGCGCAGUCCCGGGCAAUACUCACGAGGAAAUGCUCAUCACCAUUCUAAGAAAUAGUCUCAGUCAAAUACCCGAGUCGAACAUAAAACCAAAUCCGCCCCAGACAGGUUCAGCGAAGUCUCAACCGAGUGAUCAGCGAUCGGCGCAAACCCCUCAAGCGAAUCACAAUGAGCCACAAGGCAAUACAACUCAGCAGUCUGUCAAGUCGACUGGGCCGGAAAAGUCAGGCCCAACUGUCAUGAGGCCAUCAUUCACAGGACAAAGUCAAAAUCGACCAAAUAGCACUUCAGUCCCCCGGCCACCGAUGAUGACGCCUGGUAUAAGGAGGACCAAUUCUGGAAGUCCUGCAAAUGCGCCUCCCCGAUCAAGUGCACCACCGUCAUCGGCCUCGCCUGCACCAACUCCAAGUACCAUCAAUGGAGCCAGCACACCCGUAGCGGCCAUAACCGAAAAUGGGCAACUCGCAGGACAGAAGAGACCACACGAUGAUGCUGACGAUAUGCGGGAGUUCAAAAGGCUAUCAACUUCCGGUCCACCCCAGGUGAAGACGUGA
Molecule: messenger RNA, 3579 nt
Organism: Amorphotheca resinae ATCC 22711
Lineage: Eukaryota; Fungi; Ascomycota; Leotiomycetes; Helotiales; Amorphothecaceae
Exons: 1
Coding region: 1-3579 (1192 amino acids)
Biological process (GO): regulation of ribosomal protein gene transcription by RNA polymerase II
Cellular component (GO): nucleus
Molecular function (GO): protein binding; DNA-binding transcription factor activity; sequence-specific DNA binding
Source: RefSeq, a predicted model, not a curated record